Messenger RNA from Wyeomyia smithii (pitcher-plant mosquito), 1178 nucleotides. Its product is annotated as glutathione S-transferase theta-1-like. Bases 284 to 967 code for a protein of 227 amino acids. Gene Ontology annotation, molecular function: glutathione transferase activity. The transcript has 2 exons. NCBI's taxonomy places the organism in Eukaryota, Metazoa, Arthropoda, Insecta, Diptera, Culicidae. The record is from RefSeq and is a predicted model, not a curated record. Gene Ontology annotation, cellular component: cytoplasm. Gene Ontology annotation, biological process: glutathione metabolic process.
CGCGACCGGUCUACGUUCAGUUGAGUUUGAAGUUGCGCUUCAAGCGAACGCAUAACUCGGUAGGGUCUCUAUUUCUCCCAACUGUGUUACCUCUAAGUGUAGUACCAGUGACUACGUGACUUUUGGCAGCUAAUCUGUUCAUUCGAAAAUAAAAGUGGUGGUUACAGCAAGUGGAAACAUAUAGAUUUUUCAAAAAACUUUCAGCGCUUCCGGUUGGGUUUGUUUCUCGAAAUCAAUUCUCUACAAAAAAAAAAACAUUAAGUGGAGAUACUCGAAUACAAUCAUGCCAAGACCGGUUAAAUUGUUUUACGACCUACUGUCGACACACUCGCGAGCUUUGUAUAUGUUCUUCGAGGCCACCAAGAUUCCAUACGAUCCGAUACCAGUCUGCACCACCAAAGGUGAGCACCGAUCGGACGAGUACAAAGAAUGCAUCGGUCGGUUCCAGCAGGUGCCCAGCAUCAUCGACGAUGGUUUCAAGCUGUCCAAUGGUGUCACUAUUCUGAAGUAUUUGAUUCGCGAGAAGUUAAUUCCUGAACAUUGGUACCCUCGGGACAGCAAAUUGCGGGCUCGGAUUGACGAGUACCUCGAGUGGCAACAGGACAGCAGAUCGGAAGUGUUCAACGCAUUCGUACAGGAAAAAUGGAACCUUAGCUUGAGAGACGAGAGAUCAUCCCAACAGAAGGUCGAAGAAUACCGGCAACAAGUCGACCAAACGCUGAAUCAACUGGAGCAGAAUUGGCUCGAGCCCGGACGAUUCAUCAUUGGCGAUAGAAUAACGAUUGCUGACAUCUUGGCUGCUUGUGAAGUCGAGCAGCCAAAGAUUGUCGGCAUGGAUCCGUUUGAGGGACGGCCAAAACUAGCGGCCUGGCUUGAAAAGGUGCGCUACACGAUGACCCCUUACUAUCAGGAGGCGCAUCAAGACUUUUACAAGUUUAGCGACAAGGUGGCUCUCAGACAAAACUAGAAGCGAUCAGUAGUAGUCGAAGUGGGAGCCUCAAGGUCGAAUGAAUUCGUGUUGUGUUGUGUAAUUCUAGAAGUGUAGGCUUAUAGAUGUAUUAUAUACAUUUGAUAUGAAUAUUUCUGUAGAUAUUAGCAUUUACCGGUUAAGUUUCUAGUUACUAAGCGGUUUUAUAACAAGUCAAUAAAAUGGAAAGUAUUUUUCCGUGCUCAUUCAA